This is a messenger RNA of Quercus robur (English oak), 1247 nucleotides long. RefSeq names its product NADPH-dependent pterin aldehyde reductase. The record is from RefSeq and is a predicted model, not a curated record. Gene Ontology annotation, cellular component: cytosol. Gene Ontology annotation, molecular function: oxidoreductase activity, acting on the CH-OH group of donors, NAD or NADP as acceptor. The transcript has 5 exons. Gene Ontology annotation, biological process: folic acid-containing compound metabolic process. Bases 125 to 868 code for a protein of 247 amino acids. Lineage: Eukaryota; Viridiplantae; Streptophyta; Magnoliopsida; Fagales; Fagaceae.
ACACGUAUAUAUAUUGGCCUCCACUCCAACCUUUGCAGUUUCCAAAAAUACUCUGCGUUAUGUGCACUUUGUCUUACAUAGAGAGAGAUAGAGAAACAGAGAGAGAGAGAGAGGCUGUGUGUGUAUGAAUAGGAGGAGUAGUACGACGUCGUAUAAGGGAAUGAACGCGGUGAACGGAGCGAGCUCUCGAACCGUACUGAUAACCGGAGUGGGCAGAGGGCUCGGGAGAGCCCUGGCCUUAGAGCUCGCCAAGCGAGGCCACACCGUAAUCGGCUGCGCCCGCACCCAGGAUAGGCUCAAUUCUCUCCAAUCAGACCUCCCUGACCCCUCCGACAAGCACUUGCUCCUCAAUGCUGACGUGAGAUCUAAUAGUAGCAUUGAAGAGCUGGCGCGCAUUGUGAUGGAGAAAAAGGGUGUUCCAGACAUCAUAGUAAACAAUGCAGGUACCAUCAAUAAAAACAACAAGAUAUGGGAGGUUCCUGAAGAAGAUUUUGAUACUGUUAUUGAUACAAAUGUAAAAGGAGUAGCAAAUAUGUUGCGUCACUUCAUCCCUCUUAUGCUUACGAGGAAUCAAGGAAUUAUUGUCAAUAUGUCUUCCGGCUGGGGAAGAUCUGGCGCAGCACUGGUUGCACCUUAUUGUGCAUCAAAAUGGGCCAUUGAGGGUCUGACCAGAUCUGUAGCAAAGGAAUUGCCUGAUGGAAUGGCAGUUAUUGCACUUAAUCCAGGUGUAAUAAAAACUGACAUGCUCGAGUCAUGCUUUGGCGAUUCAGCUGGUCUGUACCAGGAACCUGAAGCAUGGGCUUUGAAGGCGGCCACAAUGAUACUCAAUCUUACAGCUGCAGACAAUGGUGCAUCUCUCACUGUUUGAUUAAAGUAUCCACUUAACACAUUAGCCUCAGAUUAUGCAAAUAAUGUCUGAUUAGGAGCUUUGGAGCAAUCAAUCCAGAAAUUUUUUCUCUACACAUCAAUUUUGAAAUUAGAUUGUAAGACACUCUAGUCUGUUUACAGUGUGCUUGACAGGCCAAUGGAAAUAUUGUUCUCUUUGCAAUUUGUUUUAUGCAAUAGAAUCUGAUUAUUAACAAGCAUUAGGAAGUUUGACCAUCAGGGGUAGGUCUAGAAAUCUGAUUUCUCAGAGCUGUCAGGAAGAUAUUCUAUCCUGUUCUUGACAGCUUGAAGAGGUUGGUGGCACCAGUCAUGAAUUAAUUAAAAAUGAAUGAAAUUUCAUGGGCAUCACAAUUGUUCUGGCA